AUGUGGUCGACAGUGAUAAUCUUGCAAUCGCUCUAUAUUCUCAUUCACUGUCAUGAUGAUGAUCUACCUUUUUUGACAAAACGAACUGAGGCUUACGUAGAAGAGCUUGAAAAAGCAUGUAAAGUGGGUAAGCACGAAUGUACAGAGGCAGCAGAACAUUUGGCAGAAACUCUCCAUAUCUUUCAAGAACUUCUUGCAACACAUUCAAAACGUAAUGAAGAGUUGGAACACAUAGCUAUGACGAGCGAAAGAAUAAUGCCACCGUUGCUGAUUUUACAGUCUGUUGCGCAAUUAGAUGAGUUCAAGCUGCAUCAUUUAGAAACAGUAGACAAGAUUAUCAGAGAGGCAAACAAACAACUGCAUCGGAUGCAUCAAUUCGAUAGGGAGCAGUGGAUUCAAGAUUUGCACAUGAUCACUAAUCGACAUGCUAACGAAGAUUUGUGA
Molecule: messenger RNA, 444 nt
Organism: Auanema sp. JU1783
Lineage: Eukaryota; Metazoa; Nematoda; Chromadorea; Rhabditida; Rhabditidae
Source: the annotation of a GenBank genome assembly